Messenger RNA from Musa acuminata AAA Group (dessert banana), 591 nucleotides. Its product is annotated as protein SMALL AUXIN UP-REGULATED RNA 51-like. The transcript has a single exon. The coding region runs from base 96 to 407 and encodes 103 amino acids. The record is from RefSeq and is a predicted model, not a curated record. Lineage: Eukaryota; Viridiplantae; Streptophyta; Magnoliopsida; Zingiberales; Musaceae. Gene Ontology annotation, biological process: response to auxin.
UUAACUCCCCUUUUUCGACUCGAACAACCGCCGUUACUCCACUGCAGUCUGCCGCUGGUCUUCCAUCUCAAAAUCCCAGCCGUGAGUACAGAGAGAUGGCCAUCGGGAAGGGCAACAAGCUUCCGCAGGCGGCGGCCAUCAAGCAGAUGCUGAAGAGGUGCUCGAGCCUGGGGAGGAAGCAGGGCCUGGACGAGCAGCUGCCGGGGGACGUGCCCAAGGGCCACUUCGCGGUGUACGUGGGGGAGAAGCGGAGCCGCUUCAUCGUGCCCAUCUCCUACCUGAAGCGGCCCGAGUUCCAGAGCCUCCUCCGCCAGGCCGAGGAGGAGUUCGGCUUCGACCACGACAUGGGGCUCACCAUCCCCUGCGAGGAGGUCGUCUUCCGUUCCCUCACCUCCAUGCUCCGGUGAACGCCUCGCAGGCCGAAGCACCACCACCGACUGCUGGUGUUCCUUGUUUCUUUUUGUUCCCAAACCCCACAUGUACUGCUGUGGGUUGGACUUGUAGAUCUUAGAGCGGCCUGCGUCACGCGCCCCCCUGUGAAAAGUGACUCGACUAGAACAAGGGAAAACAGGUCUCCUUCCCCUGUUCGUA